This is a messenger RNA of Sarcophilus harrisii (Tasmanian devil), 2133 nucleotides long. RefSeq names its product family with sequence similarity 170 member B (gene FAM170B). Bases 214 to 1155 code for a protein of 313 amino acids. The record is from RefSeq and is a predicted model, not a curated record. The transcript has 5 exons. NCBI's taxonomy places the organism in Eukaryota, Metazoa, Chordata, Mammalia, Dasyuromorphia, Dasyuridae. Gene Ontology annotation, biological process: fertilization.
AGGGGCCUUGGUGACCAUUUGGAUGCUAACAGCUGCUCAGACCGAAGCAAGAUCUGAGAGCUGCUGCCUGCGUCCAUCUUUGUGAGUCAACAUAUUUGAAGCAGAGGCAAACCCAUCGCCAACUACAAGAACACUGAGAACCCACUUAGAACAGGGAAGAAGGGAAUCAGGUGGUUUUAAGGACCUUGCCAAGGGUUGUUUAGUUUACUAAUCAUGAAACGCCAUUAUGUUGACACUGGGAAUGAGAAGGAUCUGCCCUAUAGCAAGGCUCCGUGCCAACCUGCCGAGGAAUUGGAUGAUGUGAACUGGGUACCUUUUUGGGAGCAGGCAGGAGAUGUGAAGGAAGAAGAACCUGCCCCUGUCCCCGGACCUUCAGUAAACAGAGCCCAAGAUGCUGGUGUGGAGUUCAAGGUUCACAGUCAGCAGGGGAGGAGUCGAACCCCCUCAGUUUACCAGUCUUGUUCACAGUAUUACUCUUGCUUCUCUUCAAUAACCAACCCCGAGGACAACAAGUCCCAGCCAAACACGUACGCCUUUUACACCCGGGUGCAAACAGUCCAGGGCGUGGCUGUGGCCUGGGAGACAGAAUCUGGGUUUGAGCCGGUUGGUAUUAGGCCUCGAGUAAGGGAGGCCGAAUUCACUGAGAGGCAGAGGAGGGAUGGCUCUCCCCUGGAAAGCAUUUCUACUAGCGACCUGGUCAGUGAGAUUGAUUCUUGGGAGGGAGAAGCUGCUCAGGACUGGGAAGAGCCUGAAAUGCCAGUGCCAGAUGGUACCCAAGAGAUCAGGGAGACACCUGACUGGCUAAUCACCACCAACUAUGGCCUCCGCUGCCUGGCCUGUUGCAGGAUCUUCCCCAAUUUGGAAGGCCUCCUACACCACGCCCAGCAUGGGAUCAAGGAGGGCUUCAGCUGCCAUAUUUUCUACCGGGAAAUGCUUCAGAGAAGACAAUCCCAGAGUCAGCUGCAGGACCAACCGCCAGAGGACCAGGAUCAGGGCCAGUCCCAUAGUAGUGAGCCUAGCAGAAAGCCUCAAGAAAACCAAAUCUUACCAGGACUUGAAUGCUUAUCAGCAACAGCAGCAAAUGAGAAGUAUCAAAGGAAGUCCUGUGCCAUCUCCAAGGGAAUGGAUCAAUACAGAGAUCAAGAGCAGAGCUAAGAAAAGUGGAACAAACAAAGAGAUCGAGAGAAGAUCCACGAGAAUGGUGAAGAGAACCAAGGAACAUGAAGAGGACCUCAGCAGUGUCUUUAGGCAGGAACCACCCUUCACACUCUGCACAAUUGGAACAGAGAGCAGAGUAAAAGAAUGGACAAGAGAUACAGGCUGUACGACUGUCCAACAGGAGCUUUCUGGCUAAAAAGGGUGAUGGAGUGAGUCAAAAUGCAUGUGGUCUCUUCCCAAUUACAAGGCCACAUACAAAAAAAAGGACUGGCCUGAAUCUGAUGUUAAGAACAUAAAUGGCUGGUUUAAACUCAUGACUCAUUCUCUCCAUCUCUCUCAUCCUGACCUGUACAGCCCCAUGUUGUCAGAGACACCUCUUUGAACUUCCAUUCCCAUACAGAAUCCUACAGAGCCUGUUAUUGAAUUCAAACAUUUAUUUAUUAAGCCCAAAUUUGGAUGAUAAGUCCUGUUGUUGGUACCUAGUAGAUCCUGUUUGAAAAUACAAAUACCAUAAGCAUUUUAUAGGGAAAAUGCAAAAAUAAAAAUUUAGAUAUAAAUAUUUAAAAUAUAAAGGUAUAUAAAAUACACAUCUUAGGAGGCUAUAAGACAUUAAACUCAUUUAUACUAUGUUGUUGAUAGCUCACGAGAUCCAUGUUUUUCCUAUCUUUGCACCAGGAUGGUCGUGAUUGGUUGAUUAGUGACUUUUGUACAACAGUAGCCUCUCUAACAUUACACUUGUUCCUAGAGUUGGACCUCUUUUGGGAGAGUUGAGAAGGGAAAAUAAGCCUACUACAACUAUUACCAUUCAAUGUCAAAGGCAAGCAUCUUGGACAACUACUCAACCAACACAUUUAUUAAGCAUCCAUUAGAAGAGCAGUUUCAAAGCUAUCCAUUUGGAUGUCUAAUGUGAUAUGUCUGUUCCUAUUCUUAUUCAUCUUAACAGCUUCACACUUUAAAAUAAAGUUAACCUUGCCU